Molecule: messenger RNA, 1784 nt
Organism: Malurus melanocephalus (red-backed fairy wren)
Lineage: Eukaryota; Metazoa; Chordata; Aves; Passeriformes; Maluridae
Product: ubiquitin-associated protein 2-like
Cellular component (GO): nucleus; cytoplasm
Source: RefSeq, a predicted model, not a curated record
UCAACUGUUAAUAAAUUAUGUUGUCUCUUUCCAAGGAUUACUACGGAAUUACAUUCCCUGCUCCAGCAACCUUGACAGGCAGAGAUGGGAGCCUUGCUAACAACCCAUACUCAGGUGAUGUAACAAAAUUUGGCCGUGGAGACUCUGCCUCUCCUGCUCCUGCGACCACGCUGGCCCAGCCACAGCAGAACCAGACACAGACUCAUCACACCACCCAGCAGCCCUUCCUCAACCCRACCCUGCCCCCAGGGUACAGCUACACUGGGCUCCCUUACUACGCUGGAAUGCCCGGUGUUCCCAGUGCAUUCCAGUAUGGGCCAACCAUGUUUGUACCUCCAGCAUCUGCUAAACAGCAUGGAGUCAACCUGAACACGGCGUCGACUCCCUUCCAGCAGGCGAGUGGCUACAACCAGCACAGCUACGGUGCAGGCUACGAUGACUUAACGCAGGGAACGGCAGCUGGAGAUUACAGCAAAGGAGGCUACAGUGGGUCAUCUCAAGCACAAAACAAAUCUGCUGGCUCUGGACCUGGGAAAGGUGUUUCUGUGACCUCAAGUAACACGGGUGUGCCUGAUAUCAGUGGCUCAGUCUAUAACAAGACUCAGACGUUCGACAAGCAGGGAUUCCAUGCUGGCACUCCGCCUCCCUUCAGCCUGCCUUCUGCUCUYGGAUCGACUGGGCCCCUGAACCCUGGUGCUGCCCAGGUUAUGCUCCAGCCCCGUUUCUCCAUAUCCUCCCUGCACAUCAGCAGCCUCAUUCCCAGAUGCUGCAUCACCACCUUCAGCAGGAUGGGCAGGGUGGAUCUGGCCAACGCAACCAACCCAGCACCAUGCAGCAAAAGUCUCAGGCUACCAAAACCGCCUAUGGCACUUCUCCAUACUGGACAAACUAAAUCCGAAACCGGGGAGGGGGGAGAGAAUGAAAGAAGAGGAGGAAGAAAGAAAAAGAAAACAAAUUAAAUGAGAAAAAAGAAAAUAAAAGCCGAUGCCCAUUCCUGGAAUUAUUAGGAAAAGUAACUGCUCAGCCAAACGUCUGUGCGGGGAGAACUGCAGCCAGCCAGCCAUCCUCUAUGUGACUCGCCUGCUUCCUCUUUGAGUUGCUGUUAUAUGUAAUAUAUUUAUGUAUGUAUUUGUAAAUGUAAUAGAGCCUAAAUGUGGUUUUCUGCAUCUUGCAGCCUGUUUUAUUUUCUUUGUAGGAAAACUAAUUAUUCAUUUUCCAUCUGCACCAGGGCAUCCUUCUUUGUUUUUUAUUUUAAGCUCUAUGGGUUUUGUAAUUCCUGUCAAAAACAAACUGCGCCCUUUUUUUUUUUGGAGCUGGAGCCCAUUUAUUUAAUGCAGUUCUAAAUUCAGACAAGUAAGGAGACCUGCCCUUCAAAAAACCCAAAUCAAGAAGUGUCCCGUUGGUUUGAUUUCACCCCCCCCCGACCCCCAAUAUGGCUGUUAUCUUAGAGGGGGAAAAUAAAAGAAAGAAAAAAAAAUGUUUUGUGGGCCUUCCCCUUUCUUUCAUUUCCUCCCUCCCUCUUGCUGUGGAAGACAUGCUCUUGUGGGCAGUUUCAUCACUGUGGCCUUGAGCUGCAGUCUCAACUUCUAAUUUUUCAAUUAUUUCACAAUAAUUAAAAAAGAAAGGAUAUGGUUUUAUUUUUUGUUUGUGGGGGAUUUUUUUGUUGUUCRUGUUGUUUUUCUCUAGCAAGAGACUUUGGAUGGCUCAGUGUGUCCUGGAACCUCCUUUGCAUCAUUAGAGGCAAAAACUAUGUAGCGGUUUCUUAAAUAAAAGUAUAAGCUGUG